Molecule: messenger RNA, 1003 nt
Organism: Corylus avellana
Lineage: Eukaryota; Viridiplantae; Streptophyta; Magnoliopsida; Fagales; Betulaceae
Product: large ribosomal subunit protein eL6
Biological process (GO): cytoplasmic translation; ribosomal large subunit assembly
Cellular component (GO): ribosome; cytosolic large ribosomal subunit
Molecular function (GO): structural constituent of ribosome; RNA binding
Source: RefSeq, a predicted model, not a curated record
CUCUUCUUCUCAUUGCGCCUUCGUUUUCUAUUCCCUUGUGAAGAGCAUAAGCCCUAUCUUCCAAGUCCAAUGGCGCCGAAGGUGGGAGGCGGGAGAAUGAGCCGCAACCCAGAUCUCGUUCGCGGCGUCGGUAAGUACUCCCGAUCCAAGAUGUACCACAAGCGUGGUCUCUGGGCUAUAAAGGCCAAGAACGGAGGCGUCUUCCCCCGCCAUGACCCCCAGCCGGCGGCUGCCAACCCGGUACCUGAGAAGUCGCCCAAGUUCUAUCCAGCUGACGACGUAAAGAAGCCGCUCGUCAACAAGCGAAAGCCCAAGCCCACCAAGCUCAGGACGAGUAUUACUCCAGGGACGGUGUUGAUAUUGUUGACUGGGAGGUUCAUGGGGAAGAGAGUAGUUUUUCUCAAACAACUUUCAUCUGGGUUGCUUCUUGUUACUGGGCCAUUCAAGAUCAAUGGUGUUCCCUUAAGACGAGUGAACCAAUCUUAUGUUAUUGCAACUGCCACCAAGGUUGACGUUUCUGGGGUCAAUUUAGAAAAGUUUGAUGAUGGUUACUUCGCAAAGGAAGCAGACAAGAAGAAUAAGAAAGGAGAGGGAGAGUUCUUUGAGGCUGAGAAAGAGGAAAAGAAGGUACUCCCGCAAGAGAAGAAAGAUGGUCAAAAGCUUGUUGAUACCCUAUUGAUAAAUGCCAUUGAGGGAGUCCCAGACUUGCAGAGCUAUCUGGCUUCAAGAUUUUCUCUCAAGUCAGGCAUGAAGCCUCAUGAGCUAGUGUUUUAGGGGAAGUAUCUCAGUUCUUGUCAUGAGAAUUGUCUAUUCUCGAGUUUUUUUUUUUUUUUGGGACUAUUCUAGAGUUCGUCGAGUAUAUUAUAAGUUGCCAUAUUUUCAAAUUUUAUAGCAGAACCAAAAUUUUGUAUUGACAAAUUUUGCCUUAUGUGAGAAUUUCAUUUUGCCAAUUCGAUUGUCUUCUAAUACCAAUAAUCAAUAUAUUGCCCUGCUUCUUUUGCUA